AAAAACAAAAAAGAUGACCCAAAUAAAAUGGAACUCAUAAAGCGUGCAUUAUAUUGUGCCGGUGGCCUUCCUUUGGCUUUGGAAAUAAUAGGCUCAAACUUUGUGGAUAAAACAUUAGAUGAAGAAUGGGAUUCUGUGUUAAAAACAUAUGAGAGAUUUCCAAAUAGAGAUAUUCAGGAAAUUCUUAGAGUUAGCUAUGAUAGUUUGGAUACUAAUGAGAGAGAAAUAUUUCUUGACAUAGCUUGCUUCUUUAGUGGAUACACUCUAAGAGAUGUUACAAAUAUGCUUGAGGCAAGAGGCUUUCAACCAAAAUUCGGUAUUAGAGUGCUUCAAGAAAAAUCUCUGAUAAAUAUUGAUUCAUUUUCUAGAAAAUGUAAUGAUCAAAUUAUGAUAAUGCAUGACUUGGUUCGAUCUAUGGGAAAAGAAAUGGUUAGAGAACAAUCAAAUUUUCCAGAGAAAAGAAAUAGGUUGUGGUUUUGUGAGGACAUUGUUCGUGCUUUGGACAAAAACACGGAAAAUGAAAUUGAAGUCAUGAUGUUAGACAUGCCAAAAGAUCUAAAAGUUCAAUGGAAUCAAACGGUGUAUAGAAAAAUGAAAAAUCUACAAAUGAUGCUCGUAAAAAGUAGUGUUGCCUCUCUUAGAAUGCCUAAGGAUCUCCCAAACAGUUUGAGGGUGCUGGAAUGGUGGGGAUACCCUGGAGCUUCUUUACCAUCUAAUUUUCAUUUGAAGAAUCUUGUCAUACUCAACUUGUCAUACAGUUGCUUUCGAUGGGACAAACCACUUGAGAAUUCGAAGAUGUUGAGACAGUUGGUUCUUAAAGGUUGUAAGAACAUAAGACGAGUUCCAGACAUGUCUGGUUUUCCCAAUUUGACAGAAUUAUGUCUCGCUGAUUGCACAAAUUUGAUUAAAAUUCAUGAUUCAUUAGGAUUUUUACAUAAUCUUCGAUGGUUAUGUGCUGAAGGAUGUACCAAACUCGUGAUUUUCCCACGUCGCAUAAAGUUGACAUCUCUUGAACAUCUUUGCAUUAAGGAUUGCAGUAGUCUUGUUAUGUUGCCCGAAAUAUUGGCACCAAUGCAGAAACUAAAAUAUGUUGACUUGGACGGAACUUCCAUAAAAAAUCUGCCACGUUCAAUGCAGAAUCUUAAAGGCCUUCAAAUCUUAUCCAUGAAUAGAUGCAAAAUGCUUGAAAUUAAUGGGCGUUCCAAUGUCGUUCAAAUGCUGCCAAAAUUAUUUCCCUAUUUGAAAGAAUUAUGGUUAGAUGAAUCAAGUUUGACAAUCAUUCCUGCAUGCAUUGAAGAGUGUCACUCAUUGGAUUAUCUAAGUCUGUAUAACUGCAAGAAGCUUCGAGAAAUAAGAGGCCUUCCGCCAAACAUGACUAGACUCUCGGCAGAAAACAGUCUUGUGGAAGUAGAUUCAUCAACUUUAAACAUGUUAGUCAGACGGGCAAUUAAUUCUUCUGGAAUACGACUAUAUGCUUUGCCAGGUCAUCAGGUCCCAGAAUGGUUUGACCACUCUACCUACGGAAACUCUCUACGUUUCUGGUUUCGUAAUAAAUUGCCAUCUUUCACUGUGUGCGGUGGUGUUCUAGGAGUUUGUGAGAAUACCGAGCUUCGUUUUGUUUUGAAAUUAAUUUAUUUAGUUAGAAUCAAUGAUGUUCACGUGCGUGUUUCUUCUCCCGCUUCUGUGUAUAUAGACUGGCGGGAUGUUGAGAAUGACCAUGUAUUGAUGUUCAAUCUUGAAAGUUUUUUUAAGCAUCCAAUGGAUAACCACAGUAGAAGAACAAUUAACACAAAUGAGUGGAUUUAUGGGAGUAUUUCGUUUGUGAUAACACCGUCGGAAAAUGAUUCACUUAGAUUGGAAUUAAUCAAAUGUAUUGGAGUUCAUGUAAACCGGGCAUUUUGUAGAAUGGAGGAUGUUCGGUUCACAGAUCCUUAUCCUCCCAAUACCAAUAAUACAAGACAUGUGGGAAAUCAACUUUUGUUGCCUGGUGAGGAACCUGAUAUACAAGUAAAGAACCAAUCACUAGCAUUACUCAAGCCCUAUCAAAUUGGGGAACAACCUUUGAAUUAUGAGUCUAGCAAUUCAGAUUCACAGGUGUGCACUAUUCACUAUCCAAAUGGCCAAGGGUUGUGUUCAGGUUCUGAGAGAACUGAGAUUCUGGAAGUCUCAAUAGAUGAAGCAGCCAUCUCAUGUCAGAACAAGGAAGUGGUGAUGGUUGAAGCUUGUGAGGGUAACAAAAAAAAUGAUGCUAACAUGCAAGAUGGUCAUCAUAUGGCAGCAGGAGAAUUAGAUCAACUAGCAGAAGCAUAUGCUAAUCCCUCUGAGCAUCAACAUGGAGAAAUCAUGAAACAAGCUCCUCCAAUUUCACAAGAUGCAACACCAUUUCUGCCACAGUAUAUUGCUGAUUCUGAAACCAAAAGAAAAGCACCAACUUCUGAGAUAUCAAUAGAGAAAGUAGUCAAGAAAAUAAGGACAGAUCAGGAGAUGCUUUUCAAUAAUGUGGCCACUCUUCAAGAAAGACAGAACCAGUUCUUCCAUUGGUUCAACACAGAAGUCUUGCCCAUUUUUGCCCCAACAGCAAGACCCUUUCCUUCCACUGGUUCCACUAUUUCUUCUGGACAAUCUUCACAAUCUAAGAAGAUUGAGGAAAAAAAGGGAGAAAAUUAGAAGAUUAGAGGGGCACAAAAUUUGAUUUUCUCAUAGGAUAAAGUACUACUUUUUGUAUAUGAUGGUGAUUGUCUGUAUUGUUCUUCAUUUGAUUAAUGAAAUUCUAUGCACCAUUGAAUGCUUCCAUUGA
Messenger RNA from Cajanus cajan (pigeon pea), 2797 nucleotides. RefSeq names its product disease resistance protein RML1B. The record is from RefSeq and is a predicted model, not a curated record. Gene Ontology annotation, molecular function: ADP binding. Gene Ontology annotation, biological process: defense response; signal transduction. Lineage: Eukaryota; Viridiplantae; Streptophyta; Magnoliopsida; Fabales; Fabaceae.